Molecule: messenger RNA, 3432 nt
Organism: Brassica napus (rape)
Lineage: Eukaryota; Viridiplantae; Streptophyta; Magnoliopsida; Brassicales; Brassicaceae
Exons: 5
Coding region: 1-3432 (1143 amino acids)
Source: RefSeq, a predicted model, not a curated record
AUGGCGUCCGGACAUGAAAUAUACGCGCUACGGGCAUGGAUGUACAAUCAUAAGGAUCCGGAGACUGGUGAAGUAACGAAAGAGUAUCGUGCUGGACUACGAGGAUUUUUACAACAGGCAACUAAUCAACCAUUCGCAAGGGAGCAUGGUGCAUCAAGUAGUAGUACGGGUCAGGGAUUUGAACUGCCAAAUUAUAAUUCAGAUUAUGUUCCUCGUGAGCCAAAUAUGUUUGGAAAUAAUGCGGGUGAUGGGUCUGAGCAAAAUAUGUUUGGAAAUAAUGCGGGGGAUGGGUAUGAGCAAAAUAUGUUUGGAAACAAUGCGGGGGAUGGGUAUGAGCAACAGGGAAAUAGGUAUCAUGAUAUGGUUACAGAUGCAUUGCAUGAAGCUGCUAUUCCUGAUAGUAGUAGGGAAGAACCUAACAUAGACGCACAACGAUUUUAUAAUAUGUUAGACGCUGCCAAUGAACCCAUCUACGAAGGAUGUAGAGAAGGGCUUUCUAGAUUAUCACUAGCAUCUAGGAUGAUGACUAUUAAAAGUGAUCAUAAUCUAAAUGAGAAGUGCAUGGAUUCGUUGGCUCGACUCAUUAAUGAGUAUUUACCAGAAGGUAAUCUUGCUGCUGAUAAUUUCUAUGAAAUUCAGAAGCUAGUUGCCGGUCUUGGUCUACCAUCUGAAAUGAUUGAUGUAUGCAUUGACAACUGCAUGAUUUACUGGAAAGAUGAUGAAAAACUGACGGAAUGUCGAAUUUGUCAAAAGCCAAGAUAUCAAGAAACCACAGGAAGGAAUCCUGUGCCGUACAAACGUAUGUGGUACUUACCCAUCACAGAUAGGUUGAAGCGUUUGUACCACUCAGAAAGGACAGCCGCGUCGAUGAGAUGGCAUGCCCAACAUUCGGUGAAAGAUGGCGAGAUUACACAUCCCUCAGAUGCAAAGGCAUGGAAACACUUUCAAACCGUAUAUUCCGACUUUGCGAGUGAGUUUAGGAACGUUUAUCUUGGCUUAUGCACAGAUGGAUUUAGUCCAUUUGGUAUGUCUGGAAGACAAUACUCUUUAUGGCCUGUAAUCUUGACGCCAUACAACCUCCCUCCGGAGAUGUGCAUGCAAAGAGAAUUUUUGUUCUUGAGUAUUCUAGUGCCUGGUCCAAAACAUCCAAAGCGAGCACUUGAUGUUUUUUUGCAACCUUUGAUCCAUGAGCUGAAGAUGUUGUGGCAUCAUGGCGUGCAGACAUGGGAUUACUCGCAGGAACAGAACUUUAAUAUGCGUGCAGUGCUUAUGUGGACCAUUAGUGACUUCCCCGCAUAUGGAAUGUUAUCGGGUUGGACCACACAUGGAAGAUUAUCAUGUCCAUAUUGUAUGGAUAGGACAGAUGCUUUUCAGCUCAAAAAUGGGAGGAAGUCAUGUUGGUUUGAUUGUCACCGUAGGUUUCUUCCGCCGCAUCAUACAUAUCGUAAGAACAAGAAAUUGUUUAGGAAAAACAAGGUAGUGCGUGUUCCUCCCCCAGUAAUGCAACCAGGAGCAUCUUUGUUAGAGCAGAUUGAUUAUUACGGUGCUAAGGAGACAUGUAAAGUUGGAGGAAAUGGGCACACUCCACCUAACAUGCCAGACGGGUAUACGGCAUCUCAUAAUUGGCAUAAGAAGAGCAUAUUUUGGGAACUUCCAUAUUGGAAGGAUCAUCUCUUAAGGCACAACCUUGAUGUGAUGCACAUAGAGAAGAAUGUUUUUGAGAAUAUCAUGAACACUCUUUUGGAUGUGAAGGGAAAGAGUAAAGAUAAUUUGAAAUCGAGGUUGGAUUUGCCAGAGUUAUGUGCAAGACCAGAGCUGCAUGUGACAAGAGAAGGAAAAUUACCAGUUCCGAAUUUUAGAUUGUCUGGGGUGGCGAAGCAAAAGUUGUUUGACUGGGUAAAUUCUGAUGUAAAGUUUCCAGAUGGAUAUGUGUCAAAAUUCUCAAGAUGCAUCGAGCAAGGAAAAAAAUUUUCUGGUAUGAAGAGUCACGACUGUCACGUUUUCAUGCAGCGGCUCCUACCGUUCGCAAUGACGGAGCUAUUACCGAAACAUGUUCAUGAAGCAAUAUCCGGAGUUGGAGCAUUUUUUAGGGAUUUAUGCACUCGGACAUUGACUGAGGAUGGGAUCGAGUUGUUAGCCAAGAAUAUUCCGGUUUUGCUUUGCAAUCUGGAAAAAGUCUUCACUCCAUCUUUUUUUGACGUAAUGGAACAUCUCAUGAUUCAUCUACCUCUUGAAGCAGCUCUUGGGGGCCCUGUGCAAUUCCGAUGGAUGUAUGUAUUUGAGAGAUUCAUGGGAUAUCUAAAAAAGUUUGCCAAAAAUCUGGCCAAAGUCGAGGGUUCGAUAGUUGCAGGAAGUUUGACGGUGGAAACUUCACACUUUACAUCCUACUACUUUAGCCCAACCGUUAGAACGAAGAAAACCGCUCCUAGACGAUACGACGACGGAGGAGUUGCGCCUUCAUAUCUUGUUACAGACGUUCCUGACAUAUUUUGUCAGAUUGGAAGACUUGCUGGCAAAGUGAGAGAAGUUUGGUGGGAAGAUCAUGCACAUGCUCAUGCGGCUCACAUUUAUAUUAUGCGAAACAUUGACUACUUGCAGGAAUUUGAAAGCAUAUUCAAGUUACAAAUUCGAGAACACUAUCCUAAUUUAGAAGAAAAGGAUUAUGAGCAGUUGAACGAACGAGAUUAUCCUGGGUGGUUAGAAUACUAUGUGAGAAAUGGAUGUCAUAACAAACCAAUUCCGCGAUGGUUGUAUGAAUUUGUUGACAAACCGGUUGCUAAGAUCACUACUUCUCCAAUGUACUUCACUCGUGGAUACACUUUUCAUACGUACACACACGGUUCGAAGAGAUCAACCGCGAAUUUUGGAAUCCAACUCCAAGGUGAAACUGACUUCUACGGUGUCUUGCAACAGAUCAUAGAAGUCACUUACCCGGGAAGCAUCAACUUAAAAUGCGUAUUAUUUAAGUGUGAUUGGUAUGAUCCAACGAGUGGCCGAGGGGUCCGAAAAAAUAACCUUGGGGUCAUUGAUGUCAAUGCAAAUAGACGUUAUGCAAAAUUCGAACCAUAUUGCCUUGCAUCACAAGCAGAUCAAGUAUGUUUUCUUCCAUAUCCAAGGAUUAGAGAAAGGCGUGAAAGGUGGUUAUCAGUCAUUAAAGUGAAUCCGCGAGGGUGUAUAAUCGUCGGAGAAAUUGCCGAUGUCGCUAUGCAGGGAGAAAGAGUUGCUGAAAUGUCUGUCCCAACCGAAUCGACUGAGAAUAUUUUACACAUCGAUCCAGAUAACCAAGAAGCAGAAGUCAUUGUUGAUGCUUCGACCGAAGGGUCUGUUUCAGAAGAAGACGAGUUUGAUGCUGAAACUGACGAAGAUGACAUCACAAACGAUGAGGCUGAAAACAGAGACAAUGAAAAUGUAUCUGAAAAUGAAUCUGAUUAG